This is a messenger RNA of Aethina tumida (small hive beetle), 2672 nucleotides long. It is a transcript of the gene Ptx1, whose product is annotated as pituitary homeobox homolog Ptx1. Gene Ontology annotation, biological process: regulation of transcription by RNA polymerase II; anatomical structure morphogenesis. Gene Ontology annotation, molecular function: DNA-binding transcription factor activity, RNA polymerase II-specific; RNA polymerase II cis-regulatory region sequence-specific DNA binding. Bases 529 to 1755 code for a protein of 408 amino acids. The transcript is spliced from 5 exons. The record is from RefSeq and is a predicted model, not a curated record. Gene Ontology annotation, cellular component: nucleus. NCBI's taxonomy places the organism in Eukaryota, Metazoa, Arthropoda, Insecta, Coleoptera, Nitidulidae.
AGGGACAACGCACAUGAAUGCGGCCGAACGUUGCCGAUCGCGUCUGGCAGUCGGAAAGGACCAUACGUAGCCCUAUGAUGAUAUAUAGAGUAGUCGACUUAUAGUUAAACCACGCUGGGAAGUGGCCGAGAUUAGAGAGACUUUGCAGUAUCAAGUUCUAACCCGAUAUCUGUACGACCGCUAAGCGCUUAAGACUUUUUAAUACUUUCAUAGGAUUUCGGUGGAAACCGCCCGAUGUCCCGCAUCCCGCGUUCGCAGUGAUUUGUUAAGAUAUUAAUAUUGGUUCUGGUUACCGGACGAUUGUCUCCUGUCACCGGGCACGUUUGACGAUCGCGGAUUUAUUCGGUUUCCGGUUGUGAUCUCCGGUUCUUUGGUGCUUUGGAACUGUGAUUGACUGUGACUCGAAGCUGCCGAGGUCUUCGUCGAACUACUGGAUAGAACAGACAGACUCCGCGGGAAAUGCACAUACGCCAAACUAACAACUCCUUCUGUUCAUCCUAGUGUCCGGCAUCGGCGUUCCCAUCAACAAUGGAACGACUGGAGUCCAUAUCCGAUCCGACGCUGUGUCUUCAGGACCUGGUGACCGGCGUGACCACGUCGUCGGCCAAUUCCGACAUACACGGUGUUCACCAUCUACACGACUCGGUCAGUUCCGCCGUAUCCGUCAGCUCGGCCAUUUCCGGCAUCAUGAGCGGCUCGUCAACUCUCAAUCACCAUGUGACGUCGCACGAACCGUCCCAUCAUCAUGGUGUGGUGCCGCACACGCCGUCGCUGCACCACGAACCGUUGGAGAAGCUAAAACGUGUUUGGGCUGAGACCGGAGAUUUCCGGGAUGCCCACUCCGGGAUGUCGGGAUCCACCACAAUGGACCACCCCCAGUUGCCUUUUCCCACAGCCGCCGCUAGAUCAAGAACGAGAGAUCGCAAAGCAAGUCGAUCAUUAACAGACCCAAUCAAAACGGAAUCUGGCGUAGGUGUAGAACAGUCGGAAGGCGACGACGGGAAGAACGAUAAGAAAACUAAAAGACAAAGGCGACAACGUACGCACUUCACUAGUCAACAAUUACAAGAGUUGGAAGCAACUUUCGCCAGAAACAGAUAUCCUGACAUGAGUACCAGGGAAGAAAUAGCUAUGUGGACUAAUCUGACCGAAGCUAGAGUUAGGGUUUGGUUCAAAAACCGUCGUGCGAAGUGGAGGAAGCGCGAAAGGAACGCCAUGAACGCCAUGAACGUCUCAGAAUUUAAAACUGGCUUCAAUCAAUUCAAUGGCCUCAUGCCUACAAUCAGCGACGACACCUUUUACUCAUCUUACACAUACAAUAACUGGGCCACUAAAGUACCCAGUCCCCUAGGUGGUAAGCCAUUCUGGCCGGUUGUUCCCGCAAACCACCAUCAAAGUCCCGUGAAUUGUUUCAAUGCAGCUACUUCGGUAGCGGCCGCCUCGAUGACUGGCGCAGCUUCGUCAAUGCUUCCAGGUGGCAUGGGUACAGGUUUGACGAGUACCCCGGGCGCAGUUUCGGCCCAACCUUGUCCUUACACCACUCCAGCGAAUCCCUAUUCAAUGUACCACCAUAGAACCACCACUGAGCCGUGCACUGCUAUGACUUCGAGUAUAGCUUCGUUGAGACUCAAAGCUAAGCAGCAUCAACCGUUCGUGGGUUACUCUAGUGUUAGUCCCGUUAGAUCUAGUUCUGCAGGCUUGUCGGCUUGUCAAUAUGCAGGCAGUGGGAUUGGAGUGGGCGAGAGACCUGGCUGAGAACACGAGGAGCCCUUAGGGGUUCAACUGAAGCACGAAGACCAAGACGAUUGAAAAUUGCAAUGUAUUUUUUUAAGUGUAAAUAGCCGAAAUAUCCAAUCAAGAUUUCGUGAUAAUAUAAUAUUUUAAAAGAUUAUCAACCAGUCACACUGCAGUUAUAGUUAACGGUAUAAUAAUAUGUUUCUAGUUAGAUGAGACUUAGCUCCAGGUGUUUAUAAACGGGGACUGUUACUUCAAUUAAAUGUGAUAUGGUUUCAAAUAAAAUACAUAUAUAGCAAUAUUUGGUCUGCGUGUAUAAAACUGUAUAUAAAAUUUGUAGUUUGAUGUCAACUUGUAAAGUAGUUUUAAGUAAUUUUUGAAAGACAUUCAAGGAAGUUGAUCGAGAUGUAUGUUUUCGAGUAUUCCGUUGCCAUAUUUGUUUCUAUAACUAUUAUUUUAUUUACUUGUUUCGCCCUCUUGAAACGACUGUUUAGAUGUUUUUGAAGAACUAUGUACUUGCUCAAUUUUAAUGUUUAAGUUAGCAAAUCAUUUUAUUACAAAAGUACAAAAAAUGCCAAACAAACAUCAUUGUGCCAAAUAUUAAUUUGCCCAAAGAUUUUUACUUAGUUUUAAUUUAAAAUGUCAAUUUAUUUGUUGUUAUAUUAAUAAACCCUAGAUGAGAUUGUGUUGAGCCAUUUUUGUAGGCUCCGAGUACAAAGGCUGCUAAGUGCAAUGUAAUUCUUUUAUUAAAGAAAUUAUGAGUCGAAUGAAUGGAUUGUUAAAGUAAUUAUUUGUAAUAUAUUUAAAUAGAAAUGUAUAGUGAUACCUAAAAUCAACCUUAUGUACCUAUUCUACUUCAAUUAUACUCUGUGCAUAUCGUUUGUAAUUGUUCGAACAUUUUCAGUCAUCUAGUCACAAUAAAAUAAUCCAUAUCAGUA